GGGUUUCUACCCUCGUGGCGGCGGUGAGGUGGCGGUGACGGUGAACCCGGUGAAGGAGCUGCAGCCAGUCGUCAUGACGGAGCGAGGAAACAUCACAAAGAUCUACGGCCGCGCCUUUGUCGCUGGCGUACUGCCCUUCAAACUGGCUAAGGACAUGUCUGCGGCUGCAGUUCGGACCAUCAGGAAGGAGAUCAAGGAGCUGUACAUCAACAUCCCAGCCGUGCAGGAGAAAGAGAAGGCGUGCGGAAAUGGAAACGGCAUCAUAAUCAUCGCAGAGUCGUCGACGGGGUGUGUGUUCGCAGGAUCGGCUCUAGGGAAGAAAGGUGUGUAUGCAGAUAAAAUCGGUAUUGAAGCUGCUGAAAUGUUGCUGAGAAACAUUCGACACAAUGGCUGCGUGGACGAGUUCCUGCAGGACCAGCUCAUCAUCUUCAUGGCUUUGGCAAAGGGAACGUCUCGGAUUCGAACAAGUGCCGUGACGCUACACACGCAGACAGCCAUCCACAUCGCAGAGCAGCUUACUCAGGUCAGACAUGAGCCAAACACGCCAUUUACAUACUGA
Plectropomus leopardus (leopard coralgrouper) is the source of this 559-nucleotide messenger RNA. Lineage: Eukaryota; Metazoa; Chordata; Actinopteri; Perciformes; Serranidae. The record is from RefSeq and is a predicted model, not a curated record.